Molecule: messenger RNA, 744 nt
Organism: Sugiyamaella lignohabitans
Lineage: Eukaryota; Fungi; Ascomycota; Dipodascomycetes; Dipodascales; Trichomonascaceae
Gene: CYT1
Product: ubiquinol--cytochrome-c reductase catalytic subunit CYT1
Exons: 1
Coding region: 1-744 (247 amino acids)
Biological process (GO): mitochondrial electron transport, ubiquinol to cytochrome c
Molecular function (GO): electron transfer activity; heme binding
Source: RefSeq, a predicted model, not a curated record
AUGACUGAUGCUGAGCACGGUCUUCACGCUCCUCACUACGGAUGGUCCCAUUCUGGUAUUUUGCAAACUUUUGACCACCAGUCCAUCAGAAGAGGUUACCAAGUCUACCGUGAGGUGUGCUCGUCAUGCCACUCGUUGAAGCUUGUUGCCUGGCGUUCUUUAGUCGGUGUCUCGCACUCUGCAUCUGAGGCCAAGUCUAUGGCUGAGGAGUUCGAAUACGAUGACGAACCCGAUGAUGAGGGUAACCCCAGAAAGAGACCUGGUAAGCUUGCUGAUUACAUGCCUUCUCCUUAUGAGAAUGAGCAAGCAGCUCGUGCUGCCAACCAAGGUGCUUUGCCCCCAGAUCUUUCCUUGAUUGUCAAGGCUCGUCACGGAGGCUGCGAUUACAUUUUCUCUUUGCUUACUGGAUAUCCCGAUGACGCUCCUGCCGGUGUCACUUUACCUGUUGGUCUUAACUACAACCCUUACUUCCCCGGUGGAGGUAUUGCCAUGGCCCGUGUCUUGUUCGACGGUCUUGUUGAGUAUGAAGAUGGUACCCCAGCCACCACCUCGCAAAUGGCCAAGGAUGUCACCACUUUCUUGAACUGGGCUGCCGAACCCGAGCACGACGAGCGUAAGCGUGCUGGUCUCAAGGCUGUCACUACCUUUGCUGCUCUCUGGGCCCUCUCCGUCUGGGUCAAGAGGUGGAAGUGGUCUUCCAUCAAGAACAGAAAGAUUGUCUACCGCCCUCCUCCCAAAUACUAG